This is a messenger RNA of Mytilus trossulus (common blue mussel), 1914 nucleotides long. RefSeq lists its product as uncharacterized. The record is from RefSeq and is a predicted model, not a curated record. Lineage: Eukaryota; Metazoa; Mollusca; Bivalvia; Mytilida; Mytilidae. Bases 728 to 1861 code for a protein of 377 amino acids. The transcript is spliced from 2 exons.
UAUAAACCUGAAUAUGUACUUUCUAUGUAAUAUUUGCCGUUAAACUAAGUCCUUAAAUAUGCAACUGCAUACGAACUGGGUUUUAUCUAACAUAUAUUUUAUGAAUAGUUAAACACAUUCCUUCUUGUUUUUCUUAAUAUAUUGGUAGAUUAAUCAUUUAAUCAUUAAAUAUCUAACAUACAUGUCUAAAAUCCUUGAGAACUAUGCAUGAACUCAUUUAUCCACCUUUUAAAUUAACAAACAAGGGUUUUUUCUUUUCUUUUCGAUAAUCCCCAAUACACAAUUUGAUAGCUUUACAGUUAACUGCCAUAAUGACCACUGUAAUAAGAUUUCUUUCAACCCGUAUUAUAUUUCUUCAAAUCAUUUUUAUAAGCUGCUUAAUUCUAAUGAGCGGUGAAUCAGUCGCUAGGUUAAUUAUUUUCCGAAUGCACACAAAAAAAAUCUUCUAAACAUGAACGAGUCAUUGUAUUUAGUAUCGAUAUUUUCUGUGAAAAGCAAUUUCUAAGCCAGGAAUAAUUUGUAUAAACGACAGUAGAAUAUCAAAUAUUGGAGUUUUUUGUUUCAUUUGGGAAAUACCGUUAUAUAACGUUUUUAUUGUUAUUAAUUUCUGCGGAAAUCAGAUGGAUUAAUCAUAAAUAUGGUUCCAUACAAUAUAGCUAAUAAACAUGAGCAUUCGUGACAGCCAUAAUGAAAUAGUUAAUAUUCUCUAGCUUAGUAGAAAUAAACAAUGAGUACUCUGCAAGUUAAGGGAGGUUCCGGUCCAGCCGGAAGGACUCUCAAAACUUUGAACAAUAAAAACAACUUGGCUACUCUUUACAUGAGAAAACAACUGGACCAACUCCGAAGAGAAAACACAUUUAGUAUUUCACAUUUGGACCGCGAUAGGUUCGAAACACAUGAUUUUCUGCAGCAGGUCUUACGGAAAGAUUCGGACAAACAUCCAUCUUCAAUAAAGUACUUGGGAAAAGCAGAGAUAAAAGAUGAACUAAAAUUGGACAAUAUCCUAGAUAGUAAAUCUAUAAGUCCCGGUCAACCACGUCGCAAACGUCGCCAUCGACGGCGAAUCAGUCCGAAACCUCCAGAGAAAUCACAAACUACACUAUUGGAUAAAAUUGACGAUAUUUCUUAUGAAAAACCAGAAACACCACGUGAUAAAACGCCUAGCCGACUCGAACGUCAGAAAACAUUUAGUAUUCCCAACUUAAAUUCACAAACUAGUACAUGCACCACACUCCCGUCACUAGAUAGGCGGGAGUCAGUUUAUUUUCAGAUAGCAUCCGGAAAUGCUGCGGAUUUAAGUAGCGAUUCCUCUGAGGACGAAAGCGUGGAGCCAACUCUCGCCGUAAAAACGAAAGAUUUGUCAACAAGACGAAGGUCAUCAUUUGUAGCAUGGGUUCAGGAAAACAGCGAGGACCAAUCAAAUAAAAUGCAAGAGAGGUUGCAGCAAAUUAAAUUGAAAGACAAUCCACUUGAACAGAGACGUCUCUCAUUUUCCAAUUUCCUUAAGAAGCGUUUUAAAGCAACAAGGAAAUCUGUUACUCCCGCUGAACAAUUACAAGACAUUUCAGAAGACACUACUCCAGAUUGCGCGGACGUUUUCCCGCCAUUUAAUAAUUCGUAUCCACUCGAUCCGUAUACUGACCAAAUGAAAUCAUUGAUGCUAAGUAAAACAGGGAGACGUAAACCGCCAUUGAACGAUCGAAUAAGUUCAUUUUUUACCCGUAUUAGUAAUUUAAAAAUUCCUGUGUAUAAUUUUAACAGUCCUGCACCAAAGUUAACCGCACUGGAGAAAAGACGGUACACGUUGUUAACGAAAGGAAUAAAUGCCGCUUUAGCUAUUUCAAGUGACGAGGAAGACUAGGCCUCUCGAGAAAGUCAUCAGACAGGGCCCACCAUUAUAUUGGUUACUGGAAC